Molecule: messenger RNA, 1842 nt
Organism: Spea bombifrons (plains spadefoot toad)
Lineage: Eukaryota; Metazoa; Chordata; Amphibia; Anura; Pelobatidae
Gene: MFAP3
Product: microfibril associated protein 3
Exons: 3
Coding region: 259-1314 (351 amino acids)
Source: RefSeq, a predicted model, not a curated record
CCCACACCCGCGACCCGGAAGCGGCCUGUCAUAACAGAACGCUUCCGGAUGUGAGGCGGAGGAGGCUUUGCGGAAGGUAGAUGUCCCUGCUGAUGAGUGUGUGGAUAACUCGGAAUACGGUAGGAGGAAGUAUCUACAGAAAUGUCUGAUGUGAAUCCGCAUCUUUAGGUUUCCUCAUCUGAAGAUCUCUUUCACCAAUGGAUGUUCUUCAGUGGCUCUGCUGACUGAGGUGGAAAGGUUCUCGCUGUAGAUGUCCAAAUGAAAGCCUCAUUUCCCACGCGGUCUCCUCUGGCGCCUCUCCUCCUCUGUUCUGGACUCGCUGUGUACCUCGCCAGCGCACAAACCAUUUCUAAUGCAACCAGCGCCCACGCACUCAGCCCGCACAAUGCGUCUUUUCAUGCGCAGCUCCGACUCUCAGCAAAUUCGCCCGCACACCACAACCUGAUCGCUAAAGAGGGAAGCAGCACGGUUAUAGAAUGUAACCUCAACACCACCCAAAAUGGAGACAUCAUGUGGUUUAACUCCAAAGGCCGUCCUCUGGGAGAGGUGGAAGGAGGAGGUAAAUGGGUGAUCUCAUCAAGCGGUGCUCUGAACAUAACAAGCGUGACGUUUGCCGAUCGUGGUAGGUACACCUGUAUGUACCCUGUUGGCAAUGGCACGUCCUUCUAUACAGUUACUCUCAGGGUCACCUUCACCUCUGGAGAUAUGGGCAUCUACUAUGUGAUUGUCUGCUUGGUGACCUUCACCAUCACUCUUAUCCUGAACAUCACCCGCCUCUGCAUGAUGAGCAGCCACUUACGAAAGACUGAGAAAGCCAUUAAUGAAUUCUUCAGAACUGAAGGAGCUGAGAAACUUCAAAAAGCUUUUGAGAUCGCCAAGCGUAUCCCGAUUAUAACCUCGGCCAAGACUCUAGAACUGGCCAAAGUCACUCAGUUUAAAACCAUGGAGUUCGCUCGUUAUAUAGAAGAGCUGGCCAGGAGCAUCCCGCUUCCCCCACUUAUCUUCAACUGCAGGGCCUUCAUGGAGGAGAUGUUUGAGGCCGUGAGGCUAGAUGACCCAGACCAGGUUGAUAAGGUGAAUAGUUUGGGUAUCUACACAAUCAGCCCACCUCUGCCACGCAGCAUAUCCCCAUCUGGAGACUCUGAAGACAGCUGUAUCAAUGGGCAGGAGAUAGCUGUAAAUGUGUCUGUCCACCCACAGUGCGAAACGCAAAGCAUCCACACGCAUAACUCUCAGGACAGUUAUCCCAUGGCUGGUCCUGAGGAAGUUGUGGCCAUGUUGGAUCCAGAGACCACACCAGAAGAUCAUGUAUGAGGUCGAUGUCAUCCCAAGUCAGAACCCAAGGAGCUUGCACCCAAUUCCAAACCCCACUGGCACACAAGUUUAUUCAAUCUAAUAUUCUUCACCGUUCAUGAUGAUGGGCUUUGGUGUCUCUUCAUAAUGCCGGAACUCACCUACAACAUACAGGGUUGAUAUGAGUUUGGGCCUAGUCCAUUUCCCCCUUUUUAGCCUCUGAAUGUGCCAACAAGCCCUAUGCCAGCGUCGCCAAUAAUAUUGUAGUGAACCAUGAUCGGUCUAAACCGUAUUCAGGAAUCAUAUCCCCAAAACUGUAGCCAGGCAGGUAAGUGAUGAGCUUUGAAACGCGGCUCACGUUGGAGUAAGACAGGGGCUUGGAUGUGUUAUUAUACAUUCAGUGUGCUUUGGGGCAGUUACAUUAUUAGGUCAUCUGGCCAAUUUUGCCCAUGGGCUAACAUUUGCCAUUCUGACGCUGUGAUGUAGUAUUCCAGAAUCUUCCAGCAUGUGCCAUAAAGAUGACUCCUGGUAAUUAGUAACCCCUUUGUU